GAUAAAAGAUAAGGAAGGAAGAAAGAAAGAAAUGGAAGGGAAAUUGUCGCGUGCGGCAAAGAAGCUUACAUCGUCUCCCAUUCAAGAACUCUCUCAUCUUGCUCAAAGAUGCAAUGCCAUCAACCUCGCUGAAGGCUUCCCUGACUUCCCUGCUCCUAUCCACAUCAAAAACGCCGCCGUUUCCGCCAUCAAUUCCGACCUCAACCAAUACAGGCAUGUGCAAGGUAUAUGUCAACACUUAGCCAAGAUGGUGAAGGAAAUGCAUGGUUUAGAUAUUGACCCUCUUACUGAUGUAGCUAUUUCUUGUGGUCAAACUGAGGCAUUUGCAGCUUCAAUCUUUGCAACGAUUGACCCGGGUGACGAAGUCAUACUCUUUGACCCUUCGUAUGAAACUUAUCAAGGAUGUGUUACCAUGGCUGGUGGUGUCCCUAUACAUGUGCCACUUGACCCGCCUCACUGGAGCUUGGAUCCAAGCAAAUUGCUGAGAUCAAUUACCGAAAGAACUAAAGCCAUAAUACUGAAUAGUCCUCACAAUCCAACUGGCAAAGUUUUCACAAAAGAUGAACUUGAGACUAUUGCCGGAGCAUGCUGCAGCCGAAAUUGCCUUGCUAUAACAGAUGAAGUGUAUGAGCAUAUAACUUAUGACAAUCAAAAACAUAUAUCCCUUGCCACAUUUCCAGGAAUGCAAGAGCGGACGAUUAUAACAUCUUCUUUGUCUAAAACAUUCAGCGUCACAGGUUGGAGGGUUGGAUGGGCAAUUGCACCAGCCUCUAUUGCGUCCGCUAUCAGAAACAUUCAUAUAAUAGUUACAGAUUCUGCUCCUGCUCCUUUUCAGGAAGCCGCUUUGACUGCUUUGAGAAGCCCCCCUGAAUACUUUGAAACACUGAGAAGAGAGUAUCAAUCAAAAAGAGAUUAUACUAUCAAGUUGCUUGCAGGAGUGGGUUUUAAGAUACAGUUUAUACCGCAGGGUUCCUUCUUCUUGUUUGCCGAGCUUCCUGAUGAUUGUCCCCUUUCUGAUGUAGAAUUUGUUAAAAAACUAAUACUAAAAGCCGGGGUGGUGGCUGUUCCAGGACAAGGAUUUUUUCAUACAAACCUAUCAUCAGAUGAAGUUUCUAAUGCAAGUUGUAACUAUCAGAAGAGAUACAUCAGGUUUGCAUUCUGCAAGAGCGAGGCAACUUUGUCCGCGGUUUCAGAAAAACUGGGAAAGCUUUUGGAUACUGAAGGUCGUCUUGCACUACAUUAAAUUAGUUUAAAGAAUAAUAGGUGAUGGAGAAAGUAUUUGAUUAACUGCUAUAUUCUAUGAAGCUCCAGCCAUCGAGAAGACGGUGCAUUCCACCUCCCAUUCGCCCCUUUCAACCUUUCUCCUCUUUGUGUGUCUGUUGUCUUUAAUAAUAUCACAUUCAGAUUUACAUGAAUGUGAAUGAGUGUAAAGGAAAUAAUAAGCACGAAAUACUCAAUUUUCAAUCCAAUCAUGGAACAAAUUUAUCCAGCCAUGUACUUUUGAUCCUAGAGGAAUCAUCCAAUACUUAUGUCUGACUGUGGUUUAACAGGAGAUCAAGCUGCUGAUAAGCAGUACUAAGAAGUUUUUUUUAUCAAUUAUAAGAGAUGAAUUCUCAUAUACUAGAAACAAACCGUUGUUAAAUGCUUAACAAUGAAGUAUCACUAGCACUGAAAUGCUGUUCUGGCACUAACUACUAAGGGCAUCUUCCAUGGUUAUUAUUA
Molecule: messenger RNA, 1722 nt
Organism: Trifolium pratense (red clover)
Lineage: Eukaryota; Viridiplantae; Streptophyta; Magnoliopsida; Fabales; Fabaceae
Product: kynurenine--oxoglutarate transaminase 1-like
Exons: 9
Coding region: 32-1243 (403 amino acids)
Biological process (GO): biosynthetic process
Cellular component (GO): cytoplasm
Molecular function (GO): pyridoxal phosphate binding; L-kynurenine:2-oxoglutarate transaminase activity
Source: RefSeq, a predicted model, not a curated record